Triplophysa dalaica is the source of this 7230-nucleotide messenger RNA. It is a transcript of the gene znf831, whose product is annotated as zinc finger protein 831. Lineage: Eukaryota; Metazoa; Chordata; Actinopteri; Cypriniformes; Nemacheilidae. The record is from RefSeq and is a predicted model, not a curated record. The coding region runs from base 434 to 5602 and encodes 1722 amino acids. The transcript is spliced from 4 exons.
UUCAUCUGCUCUCUUCAUCUGUGUCCAUCUCAUUCAACGCUCCUCUGUGGGUUUCCAUUUCAUGGCACGGUCUUAACUUUGGGUUCUUUUAUUCAAAGUGUUGUCACUCUAAGCGUCUCUCCUCUCUCUCUCUUUCACUCUUAUGUGCUUUCUACAUUGUGUUUUCACCGUCAUUUGCAUGAGUGACGUUUGUAUUUCCUCCACCAGCAACAGAACCAAGGAAGAGGAACCAAGGGCCUGUGUGGUGUGAGUGGGUGCCACAGUCACAUGCGCUCUACGAGUUCAUUUCGCCUCACACUCUUCCAAAGACAGCCAAUGGUUUUCAUACUGUGGAUUUAAAUGGGCAACCUUUAGACGCUGCAGUGUUUCGUUAGGUUUCAAGCUCUGGUAAUUAGAGAGCACCGUCUCCCAGCAUCACAAGGACUGUGUUACCAUGGCAACUAGCAAGCAGAGCUUUGCGAGAGCUGCCGAGCCUCAGUGUUCAGUGUCUGCGCAGAGAGAUGAAGAGAUGCACGUGAAGGCCCCUCUCACGACUAUGUAUGUCCACAACGGUUCUACCCCUGGCCUGCAGCCAUAUCCUCAGGCUCAAGCCCGGGCCUUGCAGGAUGCAACGGUUGUUCCAGUGUUCCUGCCAAGGAUGUGUAGCAACCAGCCUCUGCCCGCUCUGACAUUGCAUAUAGCCAGCAGCACUCCUUUGCAGCAACAAAGGCUGAGUGCUCCAGCGACCUCAUCCAGACCCAAGUCUACCGGAAAACAUGUUUGUCCACAUUGUGGCAAGGACUGUCUGAAGCCCAGCGUGCUCGAGAAACAUCUUCGCUGCCACACAGGAGAGAGGCCGUAUCCGUGUACCACCUGUGGCAUUUCUUUCAAGACACAGAGUAACCUCUACAAGCACAAGCGCACCCAGGCUCAUGCCCGCCUCUCCAGUGAAUCUGACACAGGUACUUUCAGCAGCCAGGAGAGCACGGAUAUUUCAAAGGACAACCGUGGCAGUUCAUCCAUAGAGAUGCAUUGUGAAGAGUCAGCUGACAUAAAGAAGAGUGAUGAAGUUUCUCCUACAGUGUCAGUGACGACAGAGCACCCUGCGGAGACAAAGUCUGGGACAGGAAGGCCACUACACAAGGCUGCAGUGGACGGAUUGAGCACUACACUACAGGAAAAAGUCCAUUCUUCAUGCGCACCUGUGCAGUUACCGCCUCAUGUAAAGGAUAAUUGUGCUCGCAAAAACACAAAUGCAUCAAGUGAAAAUGGACGAGAACCUCUGACACCAAAUCGGACACCCCUUCAGAGGCAAGAAGCUUUUUUUUCCAAGCCAUGGGAGUCCCCGAUGUCCCGGGGAAAGUCUCAAAGCCACGACAGUACAGACUCUGGUUUUAGCGACAGCUGCGAGCAUCAUUCAUCCAGCAGUCCUGGCUCAACCUUGCAUGAUCCUAGUAUAGAAUCAAUGCCAGAAACCACCAUUGAGCAUCAAGAACUCGAUGCCUCGCAGGCAUCCUCAAAGAUGACUCCUGAUGACCCCGAAAGCAAAGUAUCUAUUCAGGAAAAACAGAAGCUGGAAGAGCGAAUUUCAAAGCUCAUAUAUGAAAACAGUGUUUUGGUGGAGGAUAAGCAACUGGAAAAUGUGCGUCCGAGGAAGACGGUAUUGUCGAAACAAGGAAGUAUUGAUCUUCCAGUGCCGUAUACUUACAAAGACUCCUUCCAUUUUGAAAUAAGGAGCAGCAAACACAUCGCAAGCUCACAAAAACAAGACAGACGAGGUGGGGCUAUUUACAGAUCUGUGCCUACACAACACUCCACUAGCCUGGAGCAUGCACCAUUAACACGAAGCAGUUCAUUACCUUUUACCGUGGGUGGCAAACACACCGAUGGCUCAAUUCUUACAAAUCUUAGCAGAAGAUGUAGUGCAGGGCACGUUAACUCAUCCAUAUCAACAAACCAACAAGCAUCGUGUCAUCGCUCACUAGUGAGACAGGCAGCUGUCGAUUGUCAGCUUACUUCAGACGGAUCCUCGGUCGACAGAGCUAGCAUCAGCAGCCUUAGUUCAGAUGGAGACAGCACUGACAUUGCAGCAGAAUCAAGUAUGAAAGGAAACUAUAGGAAGAAAACACGGAAGUUUGACUACACAAAAUGGCACACUUACAAAGGGGGAACAUUUAGGAAACUCUACAGCACUGACAGAGACUGUUCACUUAAGACCAAAAAGACUCUGCCUAGCAUUGAGCCAACAGAGGGCAUUCAAAUUAGCCAACCAGGAGACAAUGCAUCGGUGUCUCUGAACUUCACUUCCUGUUCUGUUGUGUGUCUUUCCCAAACUGCCAAUAUGUCAUUUGCACAGACACCGAACCAAGCCACAUCUUCAUACAUCUUUCUAAAUAGUUCACCUUUGGAGAAAAAGGGAGAAUCUACACAGAUUUUAACGUUACACAAUGAUCCUAAGUGCUCAUAUACCAACUUUGGGAAAAUGAAUGUCAAUGGUACAGAUGCAGAAAGGGAAAAAUUUAGAAUACAAAGCACCAACUGCCACAUCCCAUCAAAGACAAAGAAACAACGCACUGGAGAUGAUGUGCACAUGCUCAGUAUGUCACAUCCUAGAAUGGGACAGGUGAAGGCAAAUCUGCGUGGUUUAAUAAGUCAACCAAGGCGGACAUCUUGUGGAAUGCACGCAUCCAUCGCAGUUCCGGCGCAAAACGUCAACGUGCCAAACCUCCGCCAGCAGAGCAACUUUACACAUGAAUUUUCAAAUCCUAGUCAGUUGUUGUGUAAGACAACCAACCCUUUUUAUUGUUUGAUCAAUAUGAGUGGGUCAUCUGGCAGCCCAUCUGUUUCUACCAGCAGUCGGGCUCUCCCUGUAGCCAAGACCAGCUUUCCUCCCAAGUACCAGCUGAAGAUUCCUUCUGCUACAGAUGGAGUGUCAGCUUCUGGCUCCCCUUUGGAACAUAACACUUCUCCAAGCCUUUCAGCUCUCGGUCAAAGCCAGUAUCAUCCUGUGAACAGUUUACUAUCCUCCAAACAGUGUCAAGCUGCUUCAAAGGUUACACUGUUUGACCAAAGUAAGAAAGGUACAGUGUGUGAAACAAGCUCAUUACCUGUGUUAUCACUUUCCUCCUCAGGGCAGAAUCAUACAAACACUUUAUCAGAAGUACUGACACAGAUUCAGCCUACAACGUCUACAUUUUCAUUCGUCUCACCUACUGCUCUCCCAACAGUGCAGCAUCAGAUAUCUUUGUUACAGAGUAACUGCACAAGAGAUGUGGUGGAAAAUCAGUCAACGGGUCCUGUAUCAUCCUCGCAUCUUCACAAAACUUCAGAUGACAUUCAGUCGUUUAAGUUACUGAACACAGUAUCAACAGUUAGUGGAUCUGCUGAUUCAACUGAGAAAAUUAUCUCUUCAGCAAAGAUAUCACCCACAGUCCAAAACCACCCUGUUUUCACAAUUGAAAAACCUCCCGGAUUUACAGAAUACACACAAUCCUCAGGAUUUGAGAGUACUCUGUACAGCACUGUCUCUAAAAUGGACACUGGUGACUUUCAAGGCUCCCAGUCUGAAGCAAAAGUGAUUCAGACACAGGCUCAAAACACGUUUUACGUACGUACGGCAGAUCUUCAGAUUGUCAUGCAGCUAAUUUCAGACGAACAGUUAGCGCUAAUAGAGCCUCAUAUUGAAAAACCAGAAAUCAUCCCAGCGGAAAGUUCUGUCACGUCUAGCAUUUGUCCAAACCAGAUAUCUCUUUUACAGGAUACGUACAGGGAUAAUGGAACCAAUGUGUGUGUGACACAAAACAUGGUAAAUAAUGACAAGAAGGGCCAAAAAUCUGAAACCUUAAAGCCUUGUGGAUUUGAAAAUGCAGAGGCCAACACCAGCCUGCCAUGCUUUUCAUCUUGGUCACAUUCACAGACAGAAUAUAUCUCAGUGGACAACAGGACAGACCCAGCAGGACAAUUCUACGAUUUGCAUAAGAUAUCUAAGAAUUUCCAAGAUGGCGAAUCUGUUGGGUUUAAUUUCAGCACAGCGUCGUGCCAUCACAAACAAGUUGCUGGUGAUAAACUGAGUGAACUUGAUUUAAUGGACAAAACAUUUUUGAUAAAACAGGAUGGCAAAGAGUGCUCUUCUGUUCACAGCAUAGAUACGAUUAACUCUUCUGGCCGCAGGGUUGCUUUCAUCCAGGAUCAAACAUCUACAGACACGAAACAAGAACUUAACAUUGGAACAUCCAAUUGUUUAAUGGAGUCAGAUCACACCCCCAUUAUAAAAAGUACUGAACCAGUGGAGCCUAACAAAACAAGGCAACUCAUGCCGGUCACAUUAUUAAGAGAUGCCAAAGGGGUACAAACAGUGAAAACCACACAGUUCGGAAUUUAUUUUGCAGAGAAAACGAUCCCAAUAACAACUCCCAUGGAAACACCACAGAUUGAAAAAGCACUCAUCUCCACAAUACAACCAUGCCAUAGCAAGUCGUGCUGGGCCGCAUAUUCAGAUGCAAGAGAAAUUAAAGAAUGUGACACAGGUAAGCUCAAGCUUGGAGCCCAGGGGAAUGAAGCAUCUACACAGUAUGAAAUCCAGCAAUCCUUUGGGAAAUACAUUGACAAUUUUAAAGCAUGCAGUGUGGUGCCAAACAGGACUUCAAACUGCAUUCCUGGAGACAGCUCUACAUGUGAAGAUGUCCAUGUCAAUCUGGAUACAUUUACAGGACAUGGAGAGGAUGGUGUUCUCAAAAGCUUGUGGUUUGAGAGGGAUCCUGGGACUGAGAACCAAGAAUCAGUCUAUAGGGAAUCUGAGGACGCAGAUAAGGAGAAAUCAGACUCAAAGAUGGCAGAUAAGAACAACACAUGCCAGAGUUGUGGGAACAUUGAUAAACAAGACAAACGAGAGGAAGAGUCCAGUCAGACAGCAGCUCAAGCUCACCGUCAGAUCUCCCAGGAAGUGAUUAAUGUGUCCCACAACAUUUCAAACCCAACUCAGCAUGACAAAUUCAACGUUCCAAACAAUCCAGCACCAUCUGUUUGCAACAUCCCUUCACAGACCUGUCAACCUCAAGGUCAAGAGGGAUGUUACAACUACACCACAAGAGACAGCGAGGAUGGAGUCUUUGGAAAAGGCACUUCUCCGGAGACAGCUUCUCCUGGAUAUGCGCUUGUUUCAGCGUCUCCAGGUGUGCCAGGAUUUGCCAAUCAAACAUGCAGACCUCCGUUGGUACGUCCAAUCUCGGUGAAUACCAACCAAAAGGAGACACAUACAAGGAAUGUUAUGACCCAUUGGACCUGUGCAAAAGGCACUGAAGUCCAGGGAAUCUCACCACAAAACAAACUGAAUAGCAAGACAGUAUCAGGCAGUGUAUUGCAACACCACUGCAGUGCUUCAACGACAGAGGCGUUCAACACAAGUACGACUUCAUCAUCAUGUGCCGGACUGAUGCAUUCCAACGCACCACAUAAAAUUUACAAUCAAAUCACACACACAAACCAAAAACAUUCCAGGGCCACAGUUAGUAACUCACAGACAGACUCGAAACUUUUUAAUUCAGCCAGUAAUAGUUAUCUUGAACAUGAGGACAGUAAUAGCAGCAGUGACGAUGAGCAAAAAUUGGUCAUUGAACUUGAGUAAACCCAAAAUUAUAAAUAUUUAUAAAAUGUUUAUUUUACUUUAAAUGUGCAACUCUUAGUAUGGCCGCUAGCAAUCCUGCCAUGAGUGUUGUAAAGUACUUGCCAACCUUUGCACACACGCAGUAUCUGGAGCAAUUUUAACAAAAUAUUAUAUAAGAUUUAUGGUACAUUUAAUCUCAGGUCCAAAGUUUGAAAUCUUUUGUUUUAUUGUGACCCUAGCAAUUUUAAAGAUAUCAGUCUUUCCCCAUUCAAGUAGAUCUUGGUCUUGGUCUCAUAUGACUGAUAUAGCUGCCCGGAGAUCUCACAAUUAUGCCAAAGUGAGAUAACUUCCCUUAAAGGGAAGGAAAGGUAAGAAAUACUGUUUACAAGUGUUGUUCUUAUAUCAUGAAGGGAACAUUUUAUGGCCAUCAGUUGCCAAUAUAUUAUGAUAUUAUGAUUUGUACAUCCACCUUAUACAGAAACCUUUUUACAAUUCAAGAUUUUUAUUUAGUCAGUUUGUGAAGCUGUUUUCCCACUGCUCCCCAUAAUGUCAACUGUCAGUCAAAAGUCUGAACACAAACGCUUAUUCGUAAGCACACCCUUUCCACAAUUAAGAAGACUAGUAUAGUUAUGGAAACUGUAAAGGUUAAAAAAAAAAGAAAAGUAGUACUAUUUCACAGUUACAGCUCUCAAACAACUGAGGUGCAUCUUGAGGGUUCCCAUUGAAUGUCAAAAAGAAUGAUUUGUGACCCAGUCUUUGAAAACCCAACUAAAGUCAAUUUUUUCUGUGAAAAUAUAACCUUGAUAUAUUAAUGCCAAAUCAUAGUGAAAUGAAUGGUUGAAAUCAUACCUUGAUGCUCAUAAUCUCAUAAUUAGAUUUAUAGACUUUAGACUGAAUUUCAUAAACAGGGUCAUAUUUAUAAUUGUAAUCACCUUUUUGGUUAAUGUGAGCAUUAGCCUUAAUAUAAAAUGCAAUUGUAAAUCAUAACAAACAUUAAAUACUCAAACCUUUAAGAAGUAGAGUAGGUUAUGAAGGGGGUGUAGCAAGCAUUAUAUUUGAGGUCUAUGUCCCCUUUACAAUUUCAUUCCCAUUUCAUUUGUGAAAAUAACUUAUUUAAAAUGUUUAUAUUUUAAAAUGAUUACAAAAUUUUAAUAGGUUAGUUCCCCAAAAAAUUAAAAUGAUGUUAUGAAUGACUCCAAAACUUGACAAAGUUCUUUGUUUGCCAAAGAUAUUUUGAAAAAUGUUUGCAAAUGAGAUUUCUGGGGCACCAUUGACUAUCAUAGUAAAAAAAGUCAAAGGUGCCCCAGAACUUUUUGCUUUCCAAAAUUCCUCAAAAUAACAUAUUUUGUUUCAAACAGAAGAAAACAUCUAUUUUUCUACCAUGAAAGACAAUGGUGUCCCAAAAAUGUCAGUUGAUAUAUUCUUCCAAAUGUCUCUUUUGAUCAAAGAAAUUUGUACAGGUUUGGAACCACUUGAGAGUGAAUAAUUCAUAACAGAAUUUUUAGUCUUGGUUGAACUAUGCCUUUAAGAGGUUUAGUCACUGUGAGAUGAAAGAAUUUCAUAAUUUCUACAGUAAACUGAAUGUGAAACCAUCUGUCAUACUAACAUACUAACACUCUCUUAUCUAUAUAUGACAUAAUAUUAUUAGU